UCACUUGAGUCAAAAUAUACCGAGGAGCUCUGCAUACACACACACAUACACACACACACUGCUGAAAAGCUGACAUGUCGUUCAGGUUCUUCAUCCUCCUACAGUGCCUUUCUAUGACACUUCAACAAGAUCCUAAAUUAAAUGUGACCACUCUUCUGCAGUACCAUUUGGAUGAUACUGACUCAGUUAGUGUCACAUGUCAGCAUGAUGGAUGGGAAAACUGGAUUGUCGGUGCAAGGCUGCUGGAGGGGGAGAAUAGAGUUUGCGAGGUGAAAAAAGACAAAUGUGUAUUGUCUAAAAUGGGCAACCAGAUCAAGUUCACCUUGAAGAAUCUAAAUUCUGAAGAAAAAAACCUUUACUAUCAAUGCCAGGUUUACCGACGCAGCCCAAUUCCGGUCACUACUGCAGUUGGGGAGAAAAUUAAGCUGUUUCCAGGUUUUAAAGAGUGCAGUUGUCCAAAUGUCCCACAUGACAACAUGACAACAUCUGGCCCUGCUCGCCCCUGUCCUGAGAUUCUCGGCCUCUCUCGCCCUCUCACCUGGGCUCUGAUUGGUCUGGUGUUUGUGCUGUGCCUCUAUAGCCUGUGUGUUACUGCUGUCUACAUCAAGCUGAAGGUCAAAAGGUCUGAAGAGAUAUAUGACACGCUGACUUAUGUUCCAAUGCAGGUCAAACCCAAGAAGAAAGUGAAACGCUACGAUGCAGACAAGAACGCAGAAUACAUGGAUAUGCGUAAAGUGCACCCGCAGGCAGGACCCAUCAGAGACAUGAACUACAACUGUCGUCCCGUUCCUACUGGCUUCACCAUGUGAUCCACUGUCAUUUUCAUAAAAGCAUCAAGUGCUUAUAGCGAGUAAACUGCAGCCUCUGUUGUACUCACCUUCACAAGGACAAACAACUAAAAGCAGUUAAGUCCACACUGGAAGAUAUACAGUCGUGUGAGAAAGUUUGGGCACCCCUGGACAAAUUAUGUUUCGCUGAUUUUCUAAGUGAAAAUAAGUGGACAUCGUCUACAGGGAAGAUAUAUUUUAAUACAGAGUUACUAUUUAUCUGCUCAAUGCAAUUGGCGGAAAAAAAAAAAACAUGAAAUGCAGAGUGUGCAAAAGUUAUGGCGCAUUUUAGAUUUAGAUUCAUUUUUUUUUUCAAUAUGUUUAAGGCAGCAAAUACAAAUUGUGCACUAAAAUUUGCCAAAAAAUGCCACAUUUGAGUUUCCUGUAGAGGAUGCGUUCACUGAUUUUCACCUCGAAAGUCAACAAAACGUCAUUUUCUUCAAACUUUUGCAUACCACAGUAAAUAUAUUGACACAGCAGCUGCACUGCUGUGAAGUCCAAAGUCAACAUUUGUUAAGACAACUGUUUUUUAUAACUUUGUCAAAAUGUUAAGACAACUUUUUUCUAUCAUUUUGUUUGCUUUUAAGCUACACAUACAUUACUAUACUUUAUUGUUGUACUUUGAUCAUUGUAUUUGUUAUGCUAAUGUUUUAUAGUUGCUUGGGCAUCGUCAGAUUAGUUUUAAGUUAGUCAAGAUUGCCAAAUGAACAUAUCGUCGCUGUCCAAGACAAAAAAUUCCUUUACUGUCCUUUACGUUGUGUGAAAAAGUCAUGAAAGAACCAACAGAAAUGUUACAAAAUUACUUGAAAUAAAAUCAGCUUUCCGUUACAUUUACUGCAUUUUCUUUCUGAUUUGGAUUAACGAUUUUUUUUUCAUAUGUUAUACUGUUUGAUUUUUAUAAGAGUGGAUAUUGUGCGUAUAGAGCUGAUAACAGUUUAUGUUUAAAAAAAAUAGCAACAGCAAUAAUGUUAAGAUGUUUCUUCUUUAUGUCAUGAGUUAUUUUUGUUUUAUCAGCAUAUAAUCAUUUUCUGUAAAUGUAUGUAUCUAAUUAGCUUAAACUAAAUUGUCUAACAUUGAAAGGUCUGGUUGGAAGUGUUUCCUCUUUACACUUCAAGAAAAACAAUUCAGAUUUCAGUAUGCAGUGUAAGUGUUUUUUGGAAUCCUUGGUAGACAUCAACAGCCUCUCAGUUAAAAGUAAACAACAGUAUUUAAUUCACUCAAGAUCAAAGAUAUUUGG
This is a messenger RNA of Colossoma macropomum (tambaqui), 2064 nucleotides long. RefSeq lists its product as uncharacterized. Bases 75 to 809 code for a protein of 244 amino acids. Lineage: Eukaryota; Metazoa; Chordata; Actinopteri; Characiformes; Serrasalmidae. The record is from RefSeq and is a predicted model, not a curated record. The transcript has 6 exons.